CAGCCGGUGAACAAUACCCAUCCGCGUUUGUAUCGCUCUUGUCGCCAGUCUUAAGCGUAAAUUAAUCCGCUAGGAGACUUCAAAGUGCUUUUGGAUGUCAAUCAUGGCUGACGUCAUAAUCGUCGGCGGUGGAACCGCCGGCUCUGUCCUCGCCUCACGCCUGCAUCAGCGAAAGCCACCGCUUUCCAUCAUCCUCAUCGAAGCAGGGCCUGAUCCUUCCAACCAUCCGCAUGUCUCAAACCCUGCCGAGGCUGCCCUCCUGCACAAUUCCGAUCUUGACUGGAAGUACUCCACCGUUCCGCAGAAGCACCUCGAUGGCGAGCCGAAGUACAAUUGCGCUAUCAAAGCUCUUUCGGGAGGAACGGUCAUCAAUUCAGGUGGCUGGAUACGAGGAGAUGCGCUGGACUACGAUGAAUGGGCACGUGAUGUGAACGACCAACGGUGGAGCUACGAUGGCCUGCUUCCAUACUUCAAACGCUCCGAAAAGCACUUCAAUGCCAAUGCGGAUGUAUCGCAGCAUGGCCUUGAUGGCCCGAUACAUACGAUGUCCGUGAGCGCUUCCGGACGGAGGUAUCCAUUGCGAGACACUAUCCUCAAUCUCUGGAAGCAUCUCGGUCUCGAUUAUAUUCCGGAUGCGAACAAUGGCCGCCCUCAGGGGAUUGCCGACCUUGUCGAGAAUUGGCGUGAUGGAAAGCGACAGAUCGCAAGCUCCGUAUAUUCCCUGGAUGGCGUCAAGGUUCUCACGGACACCCUGGUUCGUCGCGUGCUCCUCAAUGAGGAAAAGGUCGCCGUGGGAGUCGAGUUGGCUAAUGGAGAGAAACUCAUGGUUAAACCAAAUGGGCAAGUUGUUGUAUCCACCGGAUCCUAUCGGACACCGCAGGUUCUCAUGCUCUCUAGCAUCGGAGACCCGGUGCAGCUCUCGCAGCACGGAGUCGCCACAACAGUCGAACUGCCAGAAGUAGGGAGGAACUUGCACGACCAUUUGCUGAUGUACCGAUACUGGAAGCUGCGACACCCUGAGAAGGGAGUUGCACUAGGCUCACCAAAGUUCACAGGCCUAAACUACGACAAAGGAGGACCUGCAGAUUUCCUCGUCACUGCUCCGAUCCCUAUCAAGCCCCUAAAGGCAGCUAUCGAGAAAGACGAGGGCCCGGUUUCAGAUGAUCAUCCGUGUCUAAAAGGUCCGCGCAGCCACCUGGAAAUGAACCUUAUCUAUGGUGCCUUCGGAAGUGAGUCGCUCGGCCUCACCAUCCCUCUUGACGGAACAUCCAUCAUGACGUACUACAUGGGUUGUCUGCCAACUUCGCGUGGUUCUGUCACUCUAGGCUCGAACGACCCGGCAGCUCCUCCGGUUAUCGAUCCUAACUACUAUGCGACCGAGACCGAUAAACAUGUGAUGCGAGAGGGCUUCCGCAUGCAUUCGCGGCUGAUGCUGGAUACGCCGGAAGGCAAGGAGCUCGUGGAAGGCGAGCAUACACCGCCAGGCUUUCCCACCCUUAACGCCGAUGCUACAGAUACAGAUAUUGAUGCACGAGUCAAACUGGGCGGUUCGACAGUGUUCCAUCCUGGUGGAACUGCAGCGAUGGGCAAAGUAGUGGACGGCUCUUUGAAGGUUUACGGAAUGAAGAAUCUCCGCGUGGUGGACGCAAGUGUGAUUCCCAAGCCUCUAGCAUCCCAUUACCAGGUUAUCGUAUACGCGAUUGCGGAACAAGCUGCGGACAUUAUUCUAAGCGAGGAAUUCUGAGGAUGCUAUUGCUAGUAUUGUGGGGAAGCAAAAAUACUCCGACUCUAAAUAUCACCACGUAUCCUCAGGGCUUUACCAUGAGACACGCAAUGACCAUCACUGCCAAGUGGAUACCGGAAGACUGCCUUGGCUUUGGAAAAACAUAGGACACGGCCUCGUUUGCGAAUAAUUGAACGGCUUUGACGCUCGCGUGACCGCUGGAGCUUGAUAUGGAUCACGGUCUCUGGAUGGAUGGAAUCGUAUCGUAUGUCACGUAGUUAUUCGAAUGUCCGCUAUAUACCUCGCCGUUUAGUGCCAAUAAUUAUGGUAAGGGUUGG
This is a messenger RNA of Trematosphaeria pertusa, 2061 nucleotides long. Its product is annotated as GMC oxidoreductase. The transcript is spliced from 3 exons. The coding region runs from base 95 to 1744 and encodes 549 amino acids. Gene Ontology annotation, molecular function: oxidoreductase activity, acting on CH-OH group of donors; flavin adenine dinucleotide binding. Lineage: Eukaryota; Fungi; Ascomycota; Dothideomycetes; Pleosporales; Trematosphaeriaceae. The record is from RefSeq and is a predicted model, not a curated record.